AUGGCAGAGCUGCUUGUACCGCCAGGACCAGACAGCUUCCGCCGCUUCAGUCGCGAGUCCCUCGCCGCCAUCGAAAAGAGGAUCGCCGAGGAAAAUGCCAAAAAGCCGAAAGGAAAGAAGAAAAAGCGCAGCGAUGAGGAUGAACCCAAGCCCAGUUGUGACUUGGAGGCGGGAAAGUCCGUCCCGCUGGUGUACGGGGAGGUCCCCAAGGGAAUGGUCUCUACACCGGUGGAAGACCUGGACCCCUACUACAGUAAUCAAAAAACAUUCAUAGUAAUAAACAAAGGGAAUUUCAUCUUCCGGUUCAACGCUGCUCCUGCCUUGUACCUCCUGAGCCCCUUCAACCCACUUAGAAGAAUAUCGAUUUGGAUUUUGGUUCACUCAUUAUUCAACUUGCUGAUUAUGUGCACUAUCAUCACCAACUGUGUAUUUAUGACACUGAGUCGACCACCCGACUGGGCCAAGAUUGUUGAAUACGCUUUCACUGCAAUCUACACUUUCGAAUCUCUGGUUAAAAUUUUAGCCCGAGGUUUCUGCAUAGGGAAGUUCACCUUUCUGAGGGAUCCAUGGAACUGGCUAGACUUCACUGUCAUUGUCAUGGCGUAUGUAACAGAGUUUGUGAAUCUUGGCAGUUUCUCAGCUCUUCGCACAUUCAGGGUGCUGAGAGCUUUGAAAGCUAUUUCUGUGAUCCCAGGAUUGAAGACCAUCGUCGGCGCCCUGUUCCAGUCAGUAAAGAAACUUUCUGACGUGAUGAUCCUCACUGUCUUCUGCUUGAGCGUCUUUGCCCUCAUAGGGUUGCAACUGUUCAUGGGCCAUUUAAAGCAAAAGUGUGUGUUUAUGCCAAUAAACAAUGAUUCCGCCAUCAAUGAUACAUUUUCCAAUGGCACCUCUGAGAAAGGACCACAUUACAAAAAUUACUAUUACCUCCCAGGCAAACGGGAUCCAUUGCUCUGUGGAAACGGUAGCGAGGCUGGUCAGUGUCCAGAAGGCUUUAUGUGCAUCAAAGUUGGAAAGAACCCAGAUUAUGGCUACACCAGCUUCGACUCAUUUGGGUGGGCCUUCCUUUCUCUCUUUAGGCUCAUGACUCAAGAUUUUUGGGAAAACCUGUACCAGCAGACACUAAGAGCAUCUGGAAAACCCUACAUGGUGUUCUUUGUGCUGGUCAUAUUUCUUGGCUCCUUCUACUUAAUCAACCUGAUAUUGGCUGUGGUGGCGAUGGCAUACGAGGAGCAAAGCCAGGCCACCAUUAAAGAGGCUCAAGAGAAGGAGGAGGAGUUUCAGGCAAUGAUGGAGAGCCUCAAAAAACAUCAAGCUGAUGCUCAGACUGUAGCAGUAGCGUCUGCAGAGCACGGUGAAGUCAGCGACAAUACCGGGGUUGUAGAAAGCUCCUCCGAAACCUCCAAACUGAGUUCCAAAAGUGCCAAAGAGAGAAGCAACAGACGGAGAAAAAGAAAAGAGGAGGGCAAGGUCCCAAAGUCUGAAUCUCAAGAUAGCCUUAAGAAGUCCCGAUGUCGCUUCUCUGUGGAGGACAAUUUGCUCAACAAUGAAAUGAAGUGCUCGUCAGCUCACCAGUCCUUUCUGAGUAUUCACGGACCAUCAUUCUCAUCCAGACGGAACAGCAGGACCAGCGUUUUCAGUUUCCAGAGCCAAUCACGAGAUGCCGGCUCAGAAAAUGAGUUUGCAGAUGAUGAGAACAGCAUUUUUGAGGACAACCGGAGUCGAAGAACCUCUUUGUUUUUUCCCCGGGGGUGUGAUCGCCACGGCAGCAGUAUCAGCCAGUCAAGCUUCUUUCCACAUCCGCUACUUUCACCCUGCAGGAAGAAGCAGAGCACUGUAGACUGCAAUGGAGUAGUCUCCCUAAUGGGUGUCGAUUCAAUCCCGUUAUCACCUAUGGGGCUCUUUCGUCCUAAACUGACAGUAGAUAUGACCUCCAAUAAAGACAAAGCUGACACCACCGACACGUAUGGAGGAACAAAUCAGGAUUGUACCGAUUUUCCUGAGGACCCGGCAGCCAGAGACCGAACUUUCAGCGUUGCAAGUGUCAUAACCAGCACAAUUGAAGAGCUGGAGGAAUCUAGACAGAAGUGUCCUACCUGCUGGUACAGUUUUGCAAAUACGUUCCUCAUCUGGGAAUGUUGUCCACUCUGGAUGAUGAUUAAAAAGGUGGCUAAAAUAAUUGUGAUGGAUCCAUUUACUGAUUUAACCAUCACUAUCUGCAUUGUACUCAACACCUUAUUCAUGGCAAUGGAGCACUAUCCAAUGACCGACAAUUUUGCCCGUACGCUGGCUGUAGGUAAUAUGGUAUUCACUGGAAUCUUCACAGCUGAAAUGGUCUUCAAGAUAAUCGCUAUGGAUCUUUACUAUUACUUCCAAGAGGGAUGGAAUAUUUUUGAUGGAAUAAUUGUCAGUUUAAGCUUGAUGGAGCUCUGUUUAUCCAAUGUUGUUGGAAUGUCUGUGUUAAGAUCAUUCAGAUUGCUGCGAGUAUUCAAAUUGGCUAAGUCAUGGCCUACUCUCAACACCCUCAUCAAAAUAAUUGGUAACUCUGUGGGGGCUUUGGGCAACCUGACCCUAGUGCUGGCCAUUAUCGUCUUCAUCUUUGCUGUUGUGGGCAUGCAGUUGUUUGGGAAAAACUACAAGGACUGUGUGUGUAAAAUCAACAGUGACUGCACUCUACCCCGCUGGCACAUGAGUGACUUUUUCCAUUCGUUCCUCAUCGUGUUCCGAGUGCUUUGUGGAGAAUGGAUAGAGACCAUGUGGGACUGCAUGGAGGUGGCUGGAACAACCAUGUGCAUCAUUGUCUACAUGAUGGUCAUGGUUAUUGGAAACCUAGUGGUGCUGAACCUGUUCCUGGCCUUGCUACUGAGUUCUUUCAGUGCAGACAACCUAGCUGCCACCGAGGACGACAGCGACACAAACAACUUGCAGAUUGCCAUUGCACGGAUCCACAAAGGCAUUGCCUUUGUCAAAUCCUUAAUUCAGAGCGCUUGCAAUAGUGUCUGUCUAGGGAACAACGCACAAAACCAGGGUGAGGAAAACUCAUCCCCCGAGGACAUCCAAAGAGCAUCAGGACUGAACGGCAUCCCCAACCACACCAUUAAAGCGCUACCAAGAAACGGAAAUGGGGAUGUGACUGGAGUGGACAAAAGUGGGGACAAGUAUAUUGUAUGCAGCAAGACUGAUGACUCCAUAAUGUCUUUCAUCAACAACCCCAGUUUGACUGUCCAUGUUCCAAUCGCGGUGGGGGAGUCCGACUUUGAAAAUCUCAACACAGAGGACUUCAGCAGUGUCUCAUCUGAUGCAGCAGGAUGCCGUGUGACCAUCGAUGAGGAUGGCCAGCUCAGCACCUCUGAGGGCAGCACGGUGGACUUGGGGGAAAAAGAUGGUGACUCUAUAGACCUUGAAUUGGAGGAAUCAAUGGAACCUGACAACUGCUUUCCUAACGACUGUGUACAGAGAUUCAAGUGCUGCCAAGUAAAUGUUGAGGUGGGCUGGUGGAAAGUAUGGUGGACCAUAAGAAAGACCUGUUUCCGAAUAGUGGAGCACAACUGGUUCGAAAGCUUCAUUAUCUUCAUGAUCCUGCUAAGUAGUGGUGCUCUAGCUUUUGAAGAUGUCUACAUCGAAACCAGGAAGAGCAUUAAAGCAAUGUUGGAGUAUGCAGACAAAAUGUUCACCUACAUCUUCAUCUUAGAAAUGUUACUCAAGUGGGUUGCAUAUGGCUACACCAAAUAUUUCACAAAUGCCUGGUGUUGGCUUGACUUCGUCAUUGUUGCAGUUUCACUGGUGAGUCUGGUAGCCAACGCUAUGGGAUAUGCUGAACUUGGAGCCAUCAAGUCUUUGAGAACCCUGCGGGCUUUGAGGCCCUUGAGAGCCCUUUCCAGGUUUGAGGGCAUGAGGGUGGUUGUCAAUGCUCUGUUGGGUGCAAUUCCCUCCAUCUUCAAUGUGCUGCUUGUGUGCCUGAUCUUCUGGCUCAUCUUCAGCAUCAUGGGUGUGAACUUAUUUGCCGGAAAGUACUAUCGCUGCGUCAACAGAACAUCAGAUGAAAGGUUCCUACCGAGCACAGUGCCAAACAUGACCUACUGUUUGAACAUGGGAAAGAAUGAGUCUCGUUGGAAGAAUUUUAAAGUCAACUUUGAUAAUGUUGGACUGGGUUACCUUGCACUGCUGCAAGUGGCUACAUUCAAGGGCUGGAUGGACAUAAUGUAUGCUGCCGUAGAUUCCCCAAGCAAGCUUGAGGAUCAACCAGCAUAUGAGAUCAACCUGAAGAUGUAUCUGUAUUUUGUUGUUUUCAUCAUAUUCGGCGCCUUCUUCACCCUCAAUCUCUUCAUUGGUGUAAUAAUUGACAAUUUUAAUCAACAGAAGAGAAAGUUUGGAGGCCAAGACAUCUUCAUGACUGAAGAACAGAAGAAAUAUUACAACGCCAUGAAGAAGCUGGGCUCAAAGAAGCCACAAAAACCCAUUCCCAGACCUUCAAACAAGAUUCAAGCUUACAUAUUUGACAUUACUAUGAAGCAAGCAUUUGAUGUUGUGAUCAUGGUUCUAAUAUGGCUUAACAUGGUUGCCAUGAUGGUGGAAACUGAUGAACAGUCAGAAAAAAAGAAAGAAAUUCUCAGCUGGAUCAACGGGAUCUUCAUUUGCGUCUUUACGGGCGAGUGUUUGUUAAAGAUGAUCGCACUCCGGCAGUACUUUUUCACAAAUGGUUGGAAUGUGUUUGAUUUCAUCGUCGUCGUUCUCUCAAUUAUAGGUAUGUCUCUUUCGGAGCUGAUUGAGAAAUAUUUUGUGUCACCUACUUUGUUCAGAGUCAUCCGCCUGGCUCGAAUCGGACGAGUCCUCCGCCUUAUUAAAAGUGCCAAAGGAAUCCGUACCCUCUUGUUUGCCUUGAUGAUGUCACUGCCUGCCUUGUUCAACAUUGGUCUCUUGCUCUUUUUGGUGAUGUUUAUCUAUGCCAUUUUCGGAAUGUCAAACUUUGCUUAUGUGAAGAAGGAAUCGGGCAUCGAUGACCUUUUCAAUUUUGAGACGUUCGGCAACAGCAUGAUCUGCCUGUUUCAGAUCACCACCUCUGCCGGGUGGGACGGCCUGCUGGCUCCUAUUCUUAACAAAUACGAAGACGACUGCGACAAAGAUUUUGAGCACCCUGGCAGUGCUGUCAAAGGAGAUUGUGGUUCUCCUUCUGUGGGCAUUGCUUUCUUUGUGAGCUACAUAAUCAUUUGCUUCCUUAUUGUGAUAAAUAUGUACAUUGCUGUCAUCCUGGAAAACUUUGGUGUAGCCACUGAGGAGAGUGCUGACCCACUCAGUGAGGAUGAUUUUGAAAUGUUUUAUGAGGUUUGGGAAAAGUUUGAUCCAAAAGCAACCCAGUUUAUGGAGUACAACAAGCUUUCUGAAUUUGCCGAUGCCUUGGAUCCACCGUUGCGCAUAGCCAAGCCCAACAGGAUCGAACUGAUCUCUAUGGAUCUUCCUUUGGUGAGUGGCGAACGCAUCCACUGCCUGGACAUACUCUUCGCUUUCACAAAACGGGUUCUUGGUGAGGGUGGGGAGAUGGACAUAUUAAGGGCACAAAUGGAAGAGAGAUUCAUGGCUUCCAACCCUUCCAAAUUGUCUUACGAGCCCAUCACGACCACCCUUCGCCGCAGACAGGAGGACACAUCGGCUGUGAUCAUCCAGAGGGCAUUCAGAGAGCUUUUGAAGAGACAAGCUAUUGAAAGAACCUUGGAAGAAGCCAAAGAUAAUGUUCCAAAAGAUGAAAAGCCAGUUGAUAAAGAAGCUCCAUUCAUGGAUAAACUUAAUGAAGUGUCUGGAUCAGACAUAAAAGAGCCUUCAACCUAUCAACCGUCUGAAAAUGACAAUGCUGAACAGGAUGCCACAGGUAAAGACAACACUGAGCAUGAUUAA
Molecule: messenger RNA, 5886 nt
Organism: Nerophis lumbriciformis (worm pipefish)
Lineage: Eukaryota; Metazoa; Chordata; Actinopteri; Syngnathiformes; Syngnathidae
Source: RefSeq, a predicted model, not a curated record